Colletotrichum higginsianum IMI 349063 is the source of this 1563-nucleotide messenger RNA. RefSeq names its product Major facilitator superfamily transporter. Bases 1 to 1563 code for a protein of 520 amino acids. The transcript has 4 exons. Gene Ontology annotation, cellular component: membrane. Lineage: Eukaryota; Fungi; Ascomycota; Sordariomycetes; Glomerellales; Glomerellaceae. Gene Ontology annotation, biological process: transmembrane transport. The record is from RefSeq and is a predicted model, not a curated record. Gene Ontology annotation, molecular function: transmembrane transporter activity.
AUGGCACCCACCAACGACUCAAAACGCUCGUCUAUCGACGUCAAAGUCGGAGUCGAGUUGGAAGAAGCCGCUCCUGUCCGCGACCCUCUCAUCGAACGAUAUGAACUCAUCCGGGAUAAGUCGCCCGAGGAGCUCAAGGCCCUCAGCAAAGCGGUCGUUUCGAAACUCGACUGGAGGUUUUUGCCCAUGGUAUGCGCCAUGCUCAUGAUGAACUACCUCGACCGUAUCAACGUCUCCAACGCCCGGCUGGCUGGUAUGCAGGAAGACCUGCACAUGUCCGACACGAUGUGGUCGGCCGGAAUAUCCAUGUUCUAUGUUGGGUACAUCAUCUCGCAGGUCCCUGCCAACGUCAUCAUCGCUAAGGGCAAGCCGCGCAUCUUGCUCCCGUGCUGCAUGCUGGGGUGGUCUGCCGUGACCAUCUGCAUGCCCGCCGUCACCGCCGGCUGGGGCUUCCUUCUCUGCCGAUUCAUCGUGGGCGUCACGGAAGGGCCGUUCGUGCCCGCCGUGUCCCUCAUGACCUCGUCGUGGUAUACGAAGCACGAGUCCCCUCUUCGGAUGGGGAUUUGGCACGCCGGCAACACCAUUUCGCAGGCGAUUUCCGGUCUCCUCGCCGCCGGCGUCCUCCAGAACAUGGAUAACAUAGCCGGCUUGGCGGCCUGGCAGUGGUUUCUUUUGCUCGAAGGUACGUUGUCGCUGGCUGGCUUGCCGCUGCAGAUGCGGUUGUCAACUUAUCUCAGACGGCUAAACGUGACUUCAGGCAUUGUUAGCAUACUGGUGGCUCUUGUCAGCUUCUGGUUUAUCCCAAACUUUCCCGAAUCGACCGGCACGUACUUCUUUACUGCCGCGGAGUCACAGAUGGCUCAGUACAGACAGGAAGUGUCGGCGGGUGGCCGAUCCGAGGACGAUGAAGGAGACUACUGGGGAGGUGUAUGGAUGGCUCUCAAGGACCCGUUCACCUACUUCUUCUCGGCUAUCCAUUUCUUCCUCAUCAUCGCACAGUCUUACAAGGACUUCUUCCCAUCGAUCCUCGCUACACUUGGCUUCGAUCAAACCACCACGUACCUCAUCCAGGCUCCGCCACCCAUCAUUGCUUUUCUAGUUACGUUGGCGGUGUCUUGGUCUUCCGGACGCAUGCUGGAGCAUGGAUACCACAUCAUAGUCCCCAUGCUGCUCACUCUCGUGGGCUGUGUGGUCAUGAUCACGACUCUCAACGUCGGUGCUCGCUACUUCUGCAUGAUUCUGUUGGUCACUGGCCCUUUCGUUGGUCUCAAUCUCCAAAUCUCCUGGGAGACCACGGUGGUGCCCCGCCCGCGUACCAAGCGAGCGGCUCUGAUUGCCAUUGCCAAUUGUGUAUCUUCGGUUUCCCAUUGGUUCACGCCAUACUUCUUCCUGCGCAACCAAGAACCAUAUUAUCAGACCGGCGGCGGAGCCAUUAUUACUGGUUGCGGCUUGACGGUCAUCUUUGUUCUGAUCACGAAGUGGUACUGUCGCAAGAAGAACAAGGAGUUGGAGGAGCAGGAGAGGCUUGCGGGCGAGCCCAAGGGAUGGAGAUUCGCUUCGUGA